AGCGCCUGUGGAAUAAGACGCUUAAGUGAUCCACGGCACGGACGCGUCACUUCGCGUGGACGAUCCGAACAAUACUUUUUUUGAAUCAUAAAGGAAAGGUGUGACGUAUUUUGUUACAGCGAGGAGAAGCUUUAUUUGUGGGUUGUUUUUUCUUCCCCCUUCGUGUUUCCCUGCCAGCCGACAGGACCCGACUGAGACUACAUCUCCAGGACUUUUUCUUUUUGAGUCAACUUAGUGAAAAAGAAAAGUCACCAUGGCAGAGACGUCCGCGACUCCGGCCAAAGCCAAAAAGACGGCGAAGCCCAAGAAGAACGCGUCUCACCCCAAAUACUCCGAGAUGAUCGGAGCGGCCAUCCUGCAGGACCAGAGCCGGAACGGUUCGUCCCGUCAGUCCAUCCAGAAGUACGUGAGGAAGACCUACAAGGUGAGCGACAACGCCGACAUGCAGAUCAAGAUGGCCCUGAGGAGGCUGCUGGCCAACGGGACCCUGAUCCACACCAAAGGCACAGGCGCGUCCGGCUCCUUCCGGCUCGCCAAAUCCGAGGGCACCAAGAAGAAGCCCCCCACCCCCAAGGCGGUCGUGGCCGCGAAGCCGGUCCGGGCCAAGAAGGUGGCCAAGCCGGUCAAGGCCAAGAAGGUGGUCAAGUCCAAGAAGGUGGUCAAGACGCCGGAGAAGCCCAAGAAGCCGACCCCGAAGAAAGUGAAGAAGGUGGCGAAGAAGGCGACGCCGGUGAAAGCCAAGAAGGCGCCGGUAAAGAAAGCCAAGGCGACCAAGCCCAAGGCGAAGCCGGCGAAGAAAGUGGCCAAGCCCAAGACGAAGCCGGCGAAAAGGGCAGCGAAGACGGCGAAGAAGAAGUGAAAGGACACUGACAGAGAGAGAGAGAGAGAGAGAGACAAACAGUCACUGUAAAUACUGAAGGAAAUGUUUUCUUAUAUGUAUUAUUUUUGUAAGGUCCCCAUGCAAACUUAUGCUCUUUUUACCAGUAGUUUUCUCUCCAUUGCACUAUAGCUUCAAGACGCUGUAGAAACAAUUGUGACCAUUCUUAUUUGGCGUUAAUAUUGUUAUUAUUAUUAUUAAUGAUGAUAUUACUUUCUGUCUGAUCCUUGGAUGCUAUAGACUGAGGAUCUGGUUGUGUUCUAUUUUUUUUUUUGGGCUGAUAUGGUAAAACAAAAAAGAUGAAAUUGUAAAUACAGUCGAACUGAUGACUGGUUGUUAGUGCACGAGGUCCCAACGAAUACACAUGUUUGAAUAGUGCGCAUUGUUGAGCCAUGACAAUGUACAGACUAUAGGCAGUGGACGUCAGCGAGAUUUUUCCUAAAGGCUCCAUAGAUGGCAUUCAAGCACCACGCUGUAUAUUUCCUCAUAACACCCCCCCCCCCCCCCUCCGCAGCUGUGUUCAGUCACCUUUAAAGACUGUUUGUGCCGCCACUCAUUAAACCCGUGUCAUCUUCUA
Platichthys flesus (European flounder) is the source of this 1454-nucleotide messenger RNA. RefSeq names its product histone H1.0-B. NCBI's taxonomy places the organism in Eukaryota, Metazoa, Chordata, Actinopteri, Pleuronectiformes, Pleuronectidae. The transcript has a single exon. The record is from RefSeq and is a predicted model, not a curated record. Gene Ontology annotation, biological process: nucleosome assembly; chromosome condensation; negative regulation of DNA recombination. Gene Ontology annotation, molecular function: nucleosomal DNA binding; structural constituent of chromatin; double-stranded DNA binding. The coding region runs from base 254 to 859 and encodes 201 amino acids. Gene Ontology annotation, cellular component: nucleus; nucleosome.